This is a messenger RNA of Cooperia oncophora, 333 nucleotides long. The record is from the annotation of a GenBank genome assembly. NCBI's taxonomy places the organism in Eukaryota, Metazoa, Nematoda, Chromadorea, Rhabditida, Trichostrongylidae.
AUGAUGUCAGUUUGCUCUUUUGUCUGCUUUCGUUUACUUUUUGGAUCGUUUCCUCUGCUAGAUUCACAACGCCCUCUGCGAUUCCAUAGACAUCGAGGACUGUCAUGGACAAAUUUGCGAGAUCUCAUUGGUAAUCGGAAAUGCAUACUGGAAGGCGUUGCUCCGAAUUGUCUUUUGCUUCGAAAUAUUGCCGCAUAUAUGACGGACCUAUUCGUAAUGUUUGGCGUUAUUCCUAAGUCUGGAGAAAUAGGAUUCCAUAGAAGCGUUCGGUUCGUUAUUAUCCAAGGUGCAUGUCUUGUGGUUCGUCUUUGCUGUAAUCAAGUUAUGUUUUAA